Penicillium crustosum is the source of this 1749-nucleotide messenger RNA. RefSeq lists its product as uncharacterized. Gene Ontology annotation, molecular function: ATP binding; ATP-dependent chromatin remodeler activity. The transcript has a single exon. NCBI's taxonomy places the organism in Eukaryota, Fungi, Ascomycota, Eurotiomycetes, Eurotiales, Aspergillaceae. The coding region runs from base 1 to 1749 and encodes 582 amino acids. The record is from RefSeq and is a predicted model, not a curated record.
AUGGCGCAGUCUCGGGCUAAGGAGGCGUCCCUGGAGAACGUCGGCACCAUCAACAUCUCCACUGCCGCUAUCCGCCGUAUGGAUGACUCUGCUCCCGCCAUUGCAGGCGUCAUCGGCUAUCCCAACACCCAAAACCUCUACCGUCUGAUCAGUGCCGAGUGCAGUGCGACCCGGGAUAUCAUCAUUGCCUUCUACCGAGAUCGUGACAACAAAUUUGGGUUUGCCAACUCGACCCAGGUCACUCCAGGCCUCCGCUUUAUCCGCAACUCCCUUGUUCUCCUUGCGGUUAACCAUGCCGGUAAAUACGGCAGUGUCCUGCUGUCCCUGUCUCCCCCGGAUCUGUCCACCCCCUUUGUGGAGCCCACUAAUCUCUUUGACCUCCGUGCGCUGUGGUACGUCCGCCGCCUUCUCCUCUCCCGCUCGCAGGAUCUUGGCCGACGGAGCCAACUUCUUAAGACCCCCUUUUACUUCGACGCUAAGGAGACUCUGGUCUGCUGGAAGAUCCUGAUCUACUUCUCCCGCCAAAUCUCAAAGGCUCGCAGUCUCGAAGCCUACCUCACCGCCACUCCUCACAUCCGCCCCGCCGUCCCGCCUGAGCUUACGAGCUCGCGGCCUGGUCCCGCCAGUCCAACCUCCACUCUUACCCCCAGCUAUGGUACGUCUGCCCAGUCCCGCGAUGAGACGCAAGCCCUCCUGGACCUCCUCAAGCUAUACCCCUCGGACCUUCCUAACGAUGCUGACGAGGAGCCGCUUACUAGCUCUAUGGAUACCGUCCCUUCGGAGCCUGAGUACCGAGACCUAGUUGUUGGACUCACCACCCAGCUCCUCAAGCCUACCACCGCUCGGUUGAACCGCGCGCCUCUUACGCUCACUGACGUCCACGAGCUCCACCGCCACCUCUGCAGCCCCGAGUUCUUCAACAAUUCGGUCCUUCGCGCUGCUCCCGAUGAGGUCCCUCCUAGCCUGCAGCCCAAUCCCCAUCUGCAGACCGCGAUCUCGUCGAGCUCGGCGUUAGUCGCUCUCUCUGUCCCCGAUGUAUCUCUCGGCCCCUCUACUGGCCAUGCCGAUGAGACUGCCGACGAUAAGCCAAUUCCACUGGCUGACCCAGCCGCGCUCACUUGCGCCCGGGAUGUGUCCCUCGAUCGUCUCACGUAUCCCUUUGAUCUCGCAACCCGCCAUACGCAAAUUCCAGUCAACAGCGACGGGCAGCCGGUGCUCACCCCACCCUCCUCAUACCCGGUCUCCUCUACGAUCCUUAAGCCGUGGCAGGUUACGGGUGUGUCCUGGAUGCUCCAGCAGGAGGCCAGCCCGCUCCACGGCGGGAUCCUCGCUGACGCAUGUGGCCUCGGGAAGACCCUAACCGCACUCACGCUCAUCUACCAGGCGGCCCUCGUCCAACCCCGGCCCCCAUACCGGCCUACCCUGAUCCUAGUGCCCUCGGCCCUGAUCGAUACAUGGCUCCUGGAGAUCGAGCGCCACUUUGGGGACGCCCUGACAGUCCGGCUCUUCUACGGUGCCAAAACCCGUACUGGCGAUUCCGAGCGUAAGCUGAUGCUGCUCGAGUCACUCGGCGAGGUCCAAGCCUUCCUCGGCCGCUGCCCCCCAUCAAACCUCCUCGGCGCGUACCGUGAUCCUCUCAUCAUACAAUACCUGGGCCACGCGUACCACCACCGAGAUCGACGAGAAUGGCGCGCCGACGCACCGCGCCCGGAAGGCCACGCGGAAGGAGACCGACCCCAUGGCCCUUGA